UGAGGAUCGUUAACGAGCUGAAAAGUGCAAAACAAGAACGUUGCAAGCGAAAGCAGAAGACGAGAUAGCAGUGAACGCUAGCCACGCGUCUCUUUGGUGCAUAUUUUUAAAUGCGGAGCUCGUAAAUGUCACUGGAUUACGUCAUAUGCAUGGUAGUUAUUAUCGCAAUUCGAAGACGAUAAACUCUCACGAGUGUUGUUCCGUUCGCCUUCGUGUUUCUGCACAAAUUUGGAGCCAUGGGCGAUUCCUCGUUGACGGAAGAUACUGAAAUAAUUAUAAACAAAGAAGAAUGCUAUGAGGUAAUAGAUGAAUGCAUGGAAGUAGAAACAUCUGAAAUGGCAAAAGAUUCACAAGCACAAGAUUCACAGGCACAAGAUUCACAGGUACAAGAUUCACAAAUACAAGAUUCACAGGUACAAGAUUCACAGGCAGAAGUUACAACUUGUCCAAAAUCAGAUAUAAUGCAACAAGAUCCUGAAACUAACACUGUUGGCAUAAAAUCUCAAGAUAAUACAGAUAUCACAGAUAACACAGAUAAAUUGGUUCCAGUAAUGAUGGAAUGUGAUCAAGAAUCAAACAAUGAUACAACUGAUUUUACUGCUGAUAUUGACUUAGAUCAGUUUGAUGGACAAAAGGAUGUAACAGAUGAAGAUGUGAUGCAUCAUUUGGAUGUGAUAGAAAAUAUUGAAUUAGAUCCUGAAACCUUUUGUGUGGAUCAAUGUAUGAAAGAAAUUAAUCAAUCAGAAUUGUUUGCAAAAGAAAGUGAAGAACAGGUGGAAGAUAAAGAUGAAGUAACAGUCAUUGAAGAAGAAUUUAUAGAGGUUAAGUGGUAUGAAAAGAAGCUUGCAGAGAAAAAUAGUCUUUUAAAAGAAAGAUUAUCAAAGUUAGCUCGAGUGUUAACAGUUUCCUAUCCUUCUUACAAUAAAUGGCUAGAAAGAAUACAGAAGAUAGAAGGAUCGCCUAUUUGUAAGAUAGAUCCAAUUCGACGUUGUUCAUUAAAAAAACCAAAUACUAAUCGAUGGAAAUUUCAAUGCAGAAAGAAAAUACAGGAAUCUAUAAAACCAGAUGCAGACUCUCCUGUUAAUAAUUUCAAAUCAACUUGGAAUCUUGAACCAAUCGGAAUAGGAUCUGCUACUGCCCCUCAUAUAACUGAAUUUCCAUCUUUUGUAUUAAAGGCAGUUAAGAUAUUUGAAGAUUUUCUUCAAACAACUAUAUCUGCGACUGAAGACACAACUCAAGACACUUCUAAUGAAAAUCUAUCAGAUGACACAUCUAUGGAUAUUGACACGAAGAAAGAUAAAGAUAUAGAUCAAGAUAAAGACCAACAUUGGUUGUGUUUGUUAGUACGUUGCAAUAGCAAGGAUGAACUUAUGCUUUUUGCAACCGGGAAAAAUAUUAGUCGUAGCACUAUGGAUCGUUUGAAACAGACAUAUGAGUCUGGUUCGGGAAGGAAUUGUAAUGUCAAAUCUCUCUAUUGUAAAUCGAUGAACAAACGCGAUGAUAAAAUUGUUACAACAUUCUUAGUGGGAGCAGAAGCUCUAGAUGAAAUCGUGGGUAAUUUGAAAGUGCAGCUUGCGCCAAAGACGAACUUUUGGUGUAAUGCUGCUGGUGCAUGGAAUGUAGCUAAAACAGUUGCGGACAUGCUUGAGCCCACAAAAAAAAUUACAAUACUUGAAAUUGGUUGUGGAAUAGGUGUAAUUGGACUUACAAUAGCAUCUAAAUGUCGAGAAGUGAUAGGAGUUGAUUCACCUUCGGAAAUAGAAGAGGCUGAAAUGACAUGCGAAUUGAACAAUAUAUAUAAUGCAUCGUUCAUAAUGGGAUCUCCAUCCGAAAUUGUAACUAAACUAAAUUCUGCGCGUGAUUUACAUAAUAAAAAUCGUGUGACUUAUUGUAUAGUCAAUGCGGGCACCAAUAUGGGUAGAGCUAUCGAAGUAAUGACAUGCUUAAGGAAGAUCAGUUCUCUUCGACGUAUUGUAAUGGUCACUACGUUGACAAAACAAUCAGUUCGAGCAAUAUUAGAACUUGCACGGCCUAUAGAAACUGGGCUCGGUCAUCCAUUCAUGCCAAUUCGAGCAUGUGUCGUCGAUACAUUGCCUACGGGACCUCAUUUUGAGGUAGUUAUUCUAAUGGAACGUAGACUCAUGCAUAGGCUUACGCAGCCAUGGUUUAUCAAAAUGCUAGAGGAAGAAAGCAAAACGUUGGCUAAUACUAAAGUUUUAGAGAAAAUAAUCAAUAAUGACAAAUCUGAAAAUGCUGAUGCAUGGGUAAGAAAGAAUCCCUUAGCUAAACCUGAACUUGUGGAAAAAUCUAAAGCGUUACACACGAAAAAAAUAACCAAAGCAGUGAAAAGCAGUCCUUUACCAAUAAAAGGUAAACUAAAAUUGAAACGAGACCGUUCGCCCGAUAUAAUAGAAAUUAAUAAAAUACCUAAAAAAAUUGAAAAGAUUGGAUCUAAAUCUAAAGUGGGACAACAGGAUGUUACAGCUAAGAAAAAGACCUGGUUUCAUGAAAACUCAAACCUUCGCAUCAAUCCAUUAUUUGAAAAAAAAACAAGGGAAAUCAAAGAACAAGUUGAUUUAAGAGAAAAAUUAUUGAGUAACCGAAUUGACACAGAUCUAAUACAGAAAGUAAAUGAAAGUCGAGAAAUACUUGAAGCAGCCAAAGAAAAGUUAAGCGGUCCAUCUCCUACGGUUGAUGCAACGACCGCUAAAGAAUUAAAAAAUGUAUUAAGUUUGGUCCUCGAUCAAACUAAUAAGAUUCAGGCUCAUUUGCCACGUUCAGUGUGGGAUCGCAUUGCGCCACCUGAGCCUGAGUCAAAGACGCUUGAUGAUGAUCCUCUUUUGAAAGGUCGAUUUGUACAAGAAACUCGUGCACAGGAUAUCGUUAUUACGACAGCGAACAAAGAAUACUUGGAAACAGAGGACAAUAAACCAAAAUUCAAAAAAUAUCAUAACCUUGCACCAUUAGAGCCAAAUAUGAUAAUGCCAGUAUCAAAAAAAUUUAAAUCCGACAGACCGGAAUUUCCUCAAAAAUCAUUUGACAACAGAAAUAGACAACAAAACCAAGAUAAUUUCUGGAAUAAGAAUAAAAAUUUUGAUAGAAAUCGUUGGAGCGAUACGGGAUCUAUAAAAAGACCUAUUUCUCCAAUGAAAAGACAAAAUUUAUCAUUUACACAACGAGCAUCUCCAUCAGAUGGAUUUUCAUCAAAACGUCCGUUAUUGUCACCACCGAGACGCUUAUCGCCGUCUAGAAGACAUCUUUCUCCAGAUAGAUCGUAUCAAGUACGUAAUUCUCCAUCACAUCGAGAAUAUUCUCAGAGACGACCAGUAUCGCCAAUAAGAGUAAUGGUAUCUGAUAGAGAAAGACGUGAAAUGUCGCCGCUUAGACGUCCGUUUUCACCGAUUAAUCGAAUGUCUUCGCCAAGACGACCGAUGCAAGUUUCAGGUCGACCAAUUUCACCUAUGAGACGGCACAUAUCGCCGCCAAGACCACAGUUAUCUCCACCUAGACGACAAAUAUCUCCGAUGGAAUAUGACUUAUCUGCGAGACAAUUGUCUCCGGAAAGAAGACCUAUGUCGCCUAUUGUCAGAAUGAUGUCUCCAUCAAGACCAAGAGACUUGAUUCCACCGCGGCAUCAGUCUUCUCCCAGACACUUUUCGCCACAUCAAGCACCACAUAUACGUAAUGCUUCGCCUCCAAGGCGACAGCAAUCUCCUCCGAGGCGACAGCAAUCUCCUCCGAGGCGACAGCAAUCUCCUCCGAGGCGACAGUUAUCUCCUCCAAGGCGCCAGAGCUCGCCACCAAAUAGAUUUGCGGAUGAAUGGGACAUACCAAGUCGGGGUGCUAUUGAACAAAGCAGCACUUGGCAACGGUCCGUUAAUGAAAGACCGGAAAACAUUUGGCGUAAUGAGAGACAAUCGACAACAAGCGGAAAUUGGCAGACUUUGUCUGAUAAUGACAAAUAUCGCAAACCAACUAAUCAAGAUAAACCCUGGGAUGGCAGAGAAUCUUCAUCUCAUGGAAAUUCAUGGAAUGCAAAACAAUCAAAACAACUUGGAAAUAUAAAAGAACCUUGGCAGACUUCAGACAAUAGAUGGUCCGGUCCAUCCAGAUCGGGAAAUGGCGAAAAUUGGAAUCGGGAUAGUUUGGGACGCAACAAAGAACCUUGGAUGAAUACAAACAAGCCACGAUGGGAACAGUCGCAAUCUAAUGAUUGGAAUCACGGAGACAAAGACGAUUGGAAUGACCUUCCGGAAGACGCAAGGGACCCUUGGGGGGAUGACGGCAAUCUUGGAUUGAACAGGACCAUCGAUAAUCAGGCUACUUCGUCGACCAAUUGGUCUAGAGAAAUUGACAAGGAUCCUUGGGGAAAAUCCAAAGAUAAUUGGCAAAACAAGUCGCAGACAUUUCCAGCGAAAUCGUUAUGCCAAAACAGUAAUAAUCCGAGUAUAAACGACUCACGCUGGUUGCCUUUAAACGAUAUGAAUAAGAAGGUAUCAUCAUCAUCUACUAACUGGCAAGGAGGCACUAACGUUGGAUCCAACAUUGGGACUAACGUUGGAUGGCAAUCAAAUUAUGGUUUUCAGACACCGCAGCGAUCCUUUGUGCCCAAUUUGUUUAAGGAUCGACGUUAGUUAUAAGAUGUUAGACAAGAUAUUUUAAUGUUACAAAAUAAUAAUAGUUUAGCAUCACUUUUGAACAUUUCGGUUUAUAAAGCAAAAGCACAGAUUAAUUGAAUUGAAUGGGUAUUAAAAACACAAUGUAAAACAAAUAUGCGAUAUCAAAUAAAGU
This is a messenger RNA of Atta colombica, 4791 nucleotides long. RefSeq lists its product as uncharacterized. NCBI's taxonomy places the organism in Eukaryota, Metazoa, Arthropoda, Insecta, Hymenoptera, Formicidae. The transcript is spliced from 12 exons. Gene Ontology annotation, molecular function: RNA methyltransferase activity. Bases 237 to 4634 code for a protein of 1465 amino acids. The record is from RefSeq and is a predicted model, not a curated record. Gene Ontology annotation, biological process: RNA processing.